UGUCUUUGGUCGCACCUUUGCGACGCACAAUUGUCAGGCCAACAGCGCCAGUGUGUUCCCCGCCACCAAAGGAUCCAGAGCUCCUGGAAACAAACGCGCACACUGUAUCUAUACACCCGCCAUGGACGACCUGUUCGACGUCUUCGAAGGCGGUUCAGCAAAGGAUGCAGCACCCAAAAAGAGCAAGAAGCGCCAGGCAAAUGGCGACGUAAAGACACCCAUAGGAGAUGUGCCCAUGGCAGAUGCGCCCGCCGAGACUGCCGACGACGUCGCAAGCGACCAAGAGAACGAGAACGAGAACCCAAACGGCGCACAACAGCUCCUCAAGAGACAAAAGCGCGAUGCAGAGCCCGAGCCCAUUGUGACAGAUGACUUUGAGACGGAGCAGUCCCGCGAAAUCGCCGCAGCUGCCGGACUGCAAGCGCAGCCCCAGGAAGGCCAGGCUGUGGUGCUCUCACAUCAGGUCCGCCAUCAGGUUGCACUCCCGCCCGACUACGACUACGUCCCCAUAUCCGAGCACAAGGCGCCCGCAGAGCCUGCGAAAACAUGGCCCUUUACCCUCGAUCCCUUUCAACAGGUCUCCAUCGCGUCGAUACAGCGGAACGAGAGCGUUCUGGUCUCCGCGCAUACAUCGGCUGGAAAGACCGUCGUGGCAGAGUACGCCAUUGCGCAAUGCCUAAAGAACAACCAGCGAGUCAUCUACACCAGUCCCAUCAAGGCGCUGAGCAACCAAAAGUAUCGCGAGUUCAUGGCCGAGUUUGGCGACGUUGGCCUGAUGACUGGUGAUGUCACAAUCAACCCUACUGCCACCUGCCUAGUCAUGACCACCGAGAUUCUGCGCUCCAUGCUGUACAGAGGUUCCGAGAUCAUGCGCGAAGUAGCCUGGGUAGUCUUCGAUGAGGUACAUUAUCUGCGCGACAAGUCCAGAGGUGUCGUUUGGGAGGAGACGAUCAUUCUGCUGCCGGACAAGGUCCGUUACGUCUUCCUCUCGGCCACCAUCCCAAACGCCAUGCAGUUUGCAGAGUGGAUCACCAAAACACACGGCCAACCAUGUCACGUUGUCUACACCGACUUCCGCCCGACCCCGUUGCAACACUACUUCUUCCCGCAAGGCGCAGACGGUAUUCACUUGGUUGUUGACGAGAAGGGCGUCUUCCGAGAGGAGAAUUUCCAAAAGGCCAUGUCGUCAAUCGCGGACAAGGCUGGGAGCGAUCCGGCAGACUUCCUAGCAAAGCGCAAGGGCAAGGGCAAGGACAAGAAGACCAACAAGGGCGGCAACAAGGACAAUUCGGACAUCUACAAGAUCGUAAAGAUGAUUAUGAUGAAGAGCUACAACCCGGUCAUCGUGUUCAGUUUCAGCAAGCGGGAAUGUGAAAACUAUGCGCUUGCCAUGAGCCAGCUCGCGUUCAACGAUGACUCUGAAAAAGCCAUGGUGUCCAAAGUCUUCAGCAGCGCCAUUGAGAUGCUGUCAGAAGAGGACCGCCAACUCCCCCAGAUUCAGCACAUUCUUCCUCUACUUCGGAGAGGUAUCGGUGUUCACCACUCCGGCUUGUUACCUAUUCUGAAAGAGACUAUCGAGAUUCUGUUCCAAGAAGGUCUGAUCAAGGUGCUUUUUGCGACCGAGACCUUCUCUAUUGGACUGAACAUGCCGGCAAAGACCGUCGUUUUUACCAGCGUGCGCAAAUUUGACGGCGUAUCACAGCGAUGGGUCACUCCCUCUGAGUUCAUCCAGAUGUCUGGUCGAGCUGGUCGCCGUGGCCUCGAUGAUCGCGGCAUCGUCAUCAUGAUGAUUGACCAGCAAAUGGAGCCUGCUGUUGCGAAGGAGAUUGUGCGAGGGCAGCAAGACAACCUGAACUCCGCUUUUCAUCUCGGGUACAACAUGGUUCUCAACUUGAUGCGAGUUGAAGGCAUCUCUCCAGAAUUCAUGCUGGAGAGGUGCUUUUUCCAGUUCCAAAACACGGCCGGCGUCUCAAAUUUGGAGAAGAAGCUGCAAGAACUAGAGCACGAAAAAGCAUCCAUGAUGAUCACAGACGAAGCGACUGUGAAAGACUACUACAACCUCCGACAGCAGCUGGAUACACAUACCAACGACAUGCGCGACGUGAUCAUGCAUCCUAAUUACUGCCUGCAAUUUCUUCAGGCCGGUCGUUUAGUCAAGGUCAAGUUCAAGCAGCACGACUUCGGCUGGGGCGCAGUUGUAGCUUUCACACCACGCAAAGCGAACAAGGGCGAGAUCUUGCCGCCUCAGCAAUCCUACAUUGUGGACAUCUUGCUCUUGGUUGCAAGCGAUACCAAGUUUAUGCCUCAAGUGAGCGAUGGCCUGCCGCCAGGCGUUCGCCCACCUGGUCCAGAAGAUAAGGGCAAGAUGGAGGUUGUACCAGUAGUACUGAACUGCAUCGAGUCUAUUGGUCAUCUCCGCGUUUUUCUGCCGAACGAACUGAAGUCGACCGACCAGAAGAACGCCGUUCGCAAGGCGCUAGACGAGGUUAAGAAACGCUUCCCGGACGGCAUCGCCAUUCUGGACCCCAUUGAGAACAUGCAGAUCAAGGAUGAAGCCUUCAAGCGGCUGCUCCGGAAAAUCGAAGUACUGGAGUCACGUCUUCUCUCGAAUCCUCUUCACAACUCGCCCAGGCUACCGGAGCUGUACAGUCAAUAUGCGCACAAGAUUGCCACUGGCGACAAAAUCAAGAACAUCAAAAAAGAGAUCGCGAGUGCCCUGUCCGUUAUUCAGCUAGACGAGCUGAAGAGUAGGAAGCGCGUUUUGCGACGAAUAGGCUUCAUUGAUGAUGCUGAUGUUGUUCAACUCAAAGCCCGCGUCGCUUGUGAAAUCAGCACGGGUGAUGAGCUAGUGCUCAGCGAGCUGCUUUUCAAUCGGUUCUUCAACGAGCUGACACCAGAGCAAUGCGCGGCUUGCUUAAGCUGCUUCAUCUUCGAGGAGAAGAGCACCGAGGUCCCAGCGCUCAAGGAAGAGCUUGCCAAGCCGUAUCGCCAGAUUCAGCAACAAGCCAGGGUCAUCGCGAAGAUUUCCCAGGAGAGCAAGCUGACAGUCAAUGAAGAGGAGUACCUCAAGUCGUUCAAGUAUGAGCUUAUGGAGGUCGUCUUCGCCUGGUCCAAGGGCGCCUCAUUUGCCGAAAUAUGCAAAAUGACCGACGUCUAUGAAGGCAGUCUGAUUCGGCUGUUCAGACGGCUAGAGGAGUUGCUGCGGCAAAUGGCUCAAGCCUCCAAAGUCAUGGGCAGCGAGGAGCUCGAGCAGAAGUUUACUGCAGCGCUGGACCUGGUCAGGAGAGAUCUGGUUGCAGCCCAGUCCCUGUAUCUCUGAUUUAGCAGCACGUUGGCAUUGUGUAUAUCAUUGUAUUAGUGGAGUCUAUGGACUAGCAUUUUCGGCGCUCAUGUAGUAGUAAGUGCGGCACUUGCACGGCGUUCCCCUUUAUGCGAUUCAAAGGAUGCGUCACUAGACCAGCCAGCGUCUCAAGUGGGCGCGCAAGGUGGCAUUGGCGUUGUGAAGCCCAAAAGGAGUCACAGUGUGAAUGUGUGCUGGAUAGAAUUGACUAGAUCUGAUGCCGUGGGCUUCUACGGCAGACGAUCCCCCAGCAACAGUCUUGGUUUUAGUUGACGUGAAAGUGCAUGCGGCGAAUGUAAUACCCCUAGUGAAGAGCAAAGUAGACUUGGAGUGCGCAU
This is a messenger RNA of Cucurbitaria berberidis CBS 394.84, 3678 nucleotides long. RefSeq names its product antiviral helicase. Bases 122 to 3319 code for a protein of 1065 amino acids. Gene Ontology annotation, molecular function: RNA helicase activity; ATP binding; RNA binding. The record is from RefSeq and is a predicted model, not a curated record. Gene Ontology annotation, cellular component: nucleus. The transcript is spliced from 5 exons. NCBI's taxonomy places the organism in Eukaryota, Fungi, Ascomycota, Dothideomycetes, Pleosporales, Cucurbitariaceae. Gene Ontology annotation, biological process: maturation of 5.8S rRNA; RNA catabolic process.